AUGGUUCAUACGGCCGCUAAAUACUUGCUUGUAGCGUUUCUUGCUUCAACUUACAAAACCUUACCUUUCGCCUAUGUCUUCAGAUUUUACUAUCGUCUUAUAGUAAACUUGGCAAUACCCAGAAAGAGAUAUCUUCUGAAUGGGAAGCAGAAUACUUUCGGAAUCACUGGAAAGACUAAUAAGUUGGAUUUGUUCGAGUACACCACUAUGGAGACAUAUGUUUCUCCAUUAGAACUUGAUAUGUACAUGCACAAAUCCAAUUCUACUUAUUCGAUUGACUUGGACAUUGCCAGAACAAACGUUGUCACCAAAAUUUUCCAAAGAUUCUGGUAUAAAUAUUACGACAAUGAAAAUAAGGAGUUCAAAGGAAUAUCGUUGUCAAAUAUGCCGUAUGUACCGGUUGCUUCUAUUCAAUGUAUAUUUAAGAAGGAAUUGAGGUUAUACCAGAGAUACAAUGUAAAGAGUCAGAUUUUUGCAUGGGAUGAGAAGUGGAUAUUCGUGUUGUCUAAAUUUGUCUUGCCUGGAUCAGAAAAGUUAUGUUCUAUUGCUAUAACUAAGUAUGUUUUCAAAAAGAAACAAAGAAUUACCAUCAAACCGGAGGAGAUACUUAAAGAUUGUGGCUUGUGGAAUGAUGAAGUAGUCAAAGUCAACAAGAAGAAUUACGAAGUGGUUAGGUAUAUGGCUUCAACAGAAGACUUAGAGAAAUCAUGCGACCAAUUUUAA
Debaryomyces hansenii CBS767 is the source of this 723-nucleotide messenger RNA. RefSeq lists its product as uncharacterized. The transcript has a single exon. Lineage: Eukaryota; Fungi; Ascomycota; Pichiomycetes; Serinales; Debaryomycetaceae. Bases 1 to 723 code for a protein of 240 amino acids. The record is from RefSeq and is a predicted model, not a curated record.